AUGAAGCUCUUUACCAUCACCCGAACCUCCGACCUCGCACUGAACCCUCCUGUCCGCCCACGCGCCAUGGCCGCCUCUUCCCUAGUCCUGGUCUCCCCACGUCCCCGUGACUCCCCCUUCCCCUCCUCCUCCUUCGCCAAGGUCCACGUCUCCCUCUCCACGCUCGAGCCCCUCUUCCACCUGCCCCAGGAGUCUGCCGCAAGGCGCCUGGGCGUCUCGCUCACCAGCCUCAAGGCCGCCUGCCGCAAGAUCGGCAUCAAGCGCUGGCCCUACCGCCGCUGGCCGGAAGCUGGCCUAGAGGAUGACCUAGGAGCCCCUGCGCCAUCUCUGACCGCAGCCUCAUCUAACAACACUCUGGUCAUGGAGGCUGCAGUACCGUCUCCCCCCGUGCCGGACGAGACGACUACUACUGAAAGUACCCAUGACGGAUGGCUGGCUAGCGUGAACGAGCUGGGGGAGGACCAAGAGUGGCUGUCAUGGUACAUGGACUGCGACGCCAGUGACGUCUCGUAA
Messenger RNA from Guillardia theta CCMP2712, 513 nucleotides. RefSeq lists its product as hypothetical. The record is from RefSeq and is a predicted model, not a curated record. Lineage: Eukaryota; Cryptophyceae; Pyrenomonadales; Geminigeraceae. Gene Ontology annotation, molecular function: DNA-binding transcription factor activity. The coding region runs from base 1 to 513 and encodes 170 amino acids. The transcript has 2 exons.